This is a messenger RNA of Alnus glutinosa, 1562 nucleotides long. Its product is annotated as GDSL esterase/lipase At5g14450-like. NCBI's taxonomy places the organism in Eukaryota, Viridiplantae, Streptophyta, Magnoliopsida, Fagales, Betulaceae. The record is from RefSeq and is a predicted model, not a curated record. Gene Ontology annotation, molecular function: hydrolase activity, acting on ester bonds. Bases 61 to 1236 code for a protein of 391 amino acids. The transcript has 5 exons.
CCUGUCCUAAACUAAGCCAGGCCUCUGGUUAUUGGUCCCUAUAAAUAAGAGUGGUCUAGCAUGAGCUACAGUUGGACUGAACUAAGAAUGGAGUUUAGGAGAGCAUUGGUAAGUGGGUUCUUGGUUUUAUGUGUUCUGGGUGCGGGAGGUGAGGUGCUGAAAGGCUCAGCGCCUUGUGAGUUUCCAGCAAUCUACAACUUUGGGGACUCAAAUUCGGACACUGGCGGCAUAUCAGCAGCUUUUGACCCCAUUCGUGCGCCAUAUGGUGAGGGAUUCUUUCAUAAACCAGCUGGAAGGGACUCAGAUGGCCGCCUCCUCAUAGACUUCAUAGCUGAGCAUCUAAGGCUACCAUACUUGAGUGCAUACUUGAAUUCACUUGCAACAAAUUACGGACAUGGUGCAAAUUUUGCCACGGGAGGAUCAACCAUAAGAAGGCAAAACGAGACCAUAUUCGAAUAUGGGAUUAGUCCAUUCUCUCUUGACAUCCAGAUUGUGCAAUUUGAACAGUUCAAAGCACGCACUAGUGAUCUCUACAACCAAGCCAAGACACCCUCGGAAAGAAGCAAGCUACCUAGGCCUGAGGACUUCUCCAAGGCUCUUUACACAUUUGAUAUCGGCCAGAAUGAUCUUUCCGUCGGUUUUCGAAAGAUGAACUUCGACCAACUUCGUGCAGCAAUGCCAGACAUUGUCAACCAAUUAGCCACAGCAGUCCAACACAUAUAUAAACAAGGGGGGAGGACAUUUUGGAUACACAACACAGGGCCAUUUGGAUGCUUGCCAGUGAACAUGUUUUACAAUCUUAAUCCAGCGCCUGGCUAUCUUGACGAGCAUGGCUGCGUCAAGAAUCAAAACGUCAUGGCUGUAGAGUUCAACAGGCAGCUCAAGGACAGAGUGAUCAAACUAAGGGCAGAGCUACCAAAUGCCGCAAUAACUUAUGUGGAUGUCUAUGCUGCGAAGUAUGGACUAAUCAGCAAUGCAAAGAAUGAAGGAUUUGCCGAUCCGCAAAAGGUCUGCUGUGGGUAUCAUGUGAACUACAGCCAUGUCUGGUGUGGGACAAAACAAAGCAUAAAUGGGAUUGAAAUCUAUGGUGCUUCUUGUGGAAAUCCUUCACAGUAUAUUAGCUGGGAUGGCGUACACUACUCUGAGGCAGCUAGUCAAUGGUUUGCUAAUCAUAUACUUAAUGGUUCCCUGUCAGACCCACCAAUUCCAAUUACCCAAGCAUGUCAAAGGCGUUAGGCAUCAGAGUGAAAAUGUCGGGAAUUAGUACUAUUGGAGUAUCACAAGAAUAAAAAUUGAAAGUCUUGAGAAGUUCAAUCUCUAGCUACUACCAGAUAGAAACCAGAAACUAAGCUCAUUCACUGUGUUUUUAAAUCAUGGCAUUUGCCUCAGUUGCUGAUCAAAAAUUGAAGAAACAAAAGUGAUCGCAGUAUUUGCAAAUGGGCUGCUGAUUUAGUCUUAUGAUCUCUACUGUGCUACUUUCUUUUUGUUCCAUUAUUAUGCUUAAGAUAACAUAAAUGCCAAAACUAGUCUGAGACUUGCAUUACUUUUGCUCAUUGUGCUAA